AUGUCAUUCGGGAUUCGUGAAUACCACGAGCUCAUGAGCACAGCUAUAUCUAAUGCACUGAACAAGCGGACAUUGUUGUUCGCGGCAGCAUCGAAUGAUGGAGCAAAUCUUGGCAGAGCUUUUCCUGCUCAAUAUCCCAGUGUUUUUUGUAUACACUCGACCGAUGGAAAUGGCAAUCCCUCCAAGUUCAACCCGACAGCAAGCGAAACGGACGUCAACUUCAGUCUCCUUGGGGAGCACGUCUCUUCUCACUGGCCGGCUGGCAUGAACGGACACGGUCAGACUGUCAAGGCUAUGUCAGGAACAUCGGUCGCAACACCAAUCGCUGCUGGAUUAGCCGCGUCGGUCCUGUCUUUUGUCCGGCAACAGGAUCAGCACAUCGCUGUAGAAAGUGAAAGGCUGGGAUCGUGGCUGAAAAGGGACAAUUCCAUGGAUGCCGUCUUCAAGAGUAUGGUUAGGCGGAGGCGGGGGGUCGGCUACGACUACAUCACGCCUCAUGUGCUCUUCGACAGCGGUUCGACAAGGGAGGAUGUGUACGGGAGAAUCAAGGAUAUCAAAAGGAACAUGUACAAAUACUAA
Messenger RNA from Fonsecaea monophora, 579 nucleotides. RefSeq lists its product as hypothetical. Gene Ontology annotation, biological process: proteolysis. NCBI's taxonomy places the organism in Eukaryota, Fungi, Ascomycota, Eurotiomycetes, Chaetothyriales, Herpotrichiellaceae. The record is from RefSeq and is a predicted model, not a curated record. Bases 1 to 579 code for a protein of 192 amino acids. The transcript has a single exon. Gene Ontology annotation, molecular function: serine-type endopeptidase activity.